ACUUACUCUCCAUCUUCAGCCCCAGCUGGAGGGAAAAAAGAGCAGAGUAAAACCAAGAUGAAAGCAUUAGAAAUGUGGGCUCGCCUCAUCUCCGUCGUGACCGGGCUGAUGUUCGCCUGGGCCGUGCCCCAGUUCCGCAUGCACAUCGAGGGCUUCGCUCACAAGGCCGCCGGCCACAUCAACCCAUAUAUCGAGAUCACUUUCCCGGAGUAUGGGGGGGAGCGGCUCGAGCGGUGCGAGGCCUACGCCGCGAUCAAAAGCUACCUGAGCGCGAGCGCCUCCACGAGGGCGAAGCGGCUCAAGGCCUCUGUCAAGGAUACCCGGUCGCUCGUCCUCAGCAUGGACGACAACGAGGAGGUCGUUGACGAAUUUGAAGGAGUCAAGCUCUGGUGGUCGUGCCUGAUCGUCUCCAGGAAUUCCACGAUUUCCUUAUACCCUUAUUCUGAAAACAGAAGGUUUUUUAAGCUGACCUUCCACCGGAGCCACCGGGAAGUGAUCACCAGCUCUUACAUAAAGCACGUCCUGGCGACGGGGAAGGCAGUGGCGGCCAACAACCAGCUGCGGAAGCUCUUCACCAACAACCCGAGCUCGAACUGGCACUACUACGAGGAGAGCAAGUGGAGCUACGGGGCAUUUGAGCACCCUGCGACGUUCGACACCCUGGCGAUGGAGCCGAGCAAGAAGAAGGAGAUCAUGAACGACCUCCUCAAGUUCCAGCGAGGGAAGGAGUACUACGCAAGGAUAGGCAAGCCGUGGAAGCGCGGCUACCUUCUCUACGGCCCCCCAGGGACAGGGAAGUCUACGAUGGUUGCUGCGAUGGCCAACUUCCUCAACUACGACGUGUAUGACCUCGAGCUUACGACGGUCAAGGACAACACGGAGCUAAGGAAGCUGCUGAUCGAGACGUCCGCGAAGUCGAUCAUAGUGAUUGAGGACAUUGACUGCUCGCUUGACCUGACAGGCCAGAGGAAGACGGGGAAGCAAGAGAAAGACAACCAUGAAGAGAAAGCGGAUCCUGUCAAGAGAACAGAGAAAGGCCGGGAAGAGAGCAAGGUCACGCUCUCGGGGCUCCUGAACUUCAUCGACGGGCUUUGGUCAGCUUGCGGGGGCGAGAGGAUCAUUGUAUUCACGACAAAUUAUGUCGAGAAGCUCGACCCAGCCCUAAUCAGGAGAGGCAGGAUGGACAAGCUUAUCGAGAUGUCCUAUUGCUGCUUCGAGUCGUUCAAGGUGCUUGCAAGGAAUUACUUGGGCGUUGAGGUGCACCCGCUGUUCGCAACGGUGAGGCAGUUGCUGGAGGAGACAAAGAUGACUCCGGCGGACGUGGCAGAGAACUUGAUGCCCAAGUCGGACGAAGAGGAUGAGGAGGCUUGCUUGGAGAGAUUGAUCGAAGCGCUCAGAAAGGCGAAAGAGGAAGCCGGGAAGAAAUCAGAGGAAGAAAAAGCAGCAGCAGCAGAAGCAACAGCAGCUAGAGCAUCGGUGGAUGUGUUCUUGUAAAUAGACAUAUCAAACAUGUGAGUUAGGGUAGCCGAAAUGGAGUGAAGGAGGGCAAGAGAAUGGUUGGAGAGGAUUUGCUAAAUAAGUGAGAGAAUUUUGUGUAUUUAUCAAAUUGGU
Messenger RNA from Eucalyptus grandis, 1611 nucleotides. Its product is annotated as AAA-ATPase ASD, mitochondrial. The transcript has 2 exons. The coding region runs from base 58 to 1494 and encodes 478 amino acids. NCBI's taxonomy places the organism in Eukaryota, Viridiplantae, Streptophyta, Magnoliopsida, Myrtales, Myrtaceae. Gene Ontology annotation, molecular function: ATP binding; ATP hydrolysis activity. The record is from RefSeq and is a predicted model, not a curated record.